Messenger RNA from Hordeum vulgare subsp. vulgare (domesticated barley), 4719 nucleotides. Its product is annotated as ARF guanine-nucleotide exchange factor GNL2. The record is from RefSeq and is a predicted model, not a curated record. Gene Ontology annotation, molecular function: guanyl-nucleotide exchange factor activity. NCBI's taxonomy places the organism in Eukaryota, Viridiplantae, Streptophyta, Magnoliopsida, Poales, Poaceae. The transcript is spliced from 2 exons. Bases 303 to 4463 code for a protein of 1386 amino acids. Gene Ontology annotation, biological process: regulation of ARF protein signal transduction.
UUGGUAGGAAUAGGAUUUGUAUGGCACGUGUGCAUGCAACCGUGAACAGUCUGCGGUCUGCAACAGUGGCAUCAUUUGCUGAAGGAGAGAGAAAAAAGGGCAGCAGUCCAAGAUUAGGAGGAAAUCAUUCACGACUUGGCAAGAAUGGACAUGAGCGAUGGGGCAACUUCCUCUCGCUCCUCACGUUGAUCCACCAUAUUCGCGUCCUCCAAUCUACAAAGUAGACACAGCCCUUUCCGGAACAAGUUAAUGAUCCUCCUCUUGACCUCGGAGCACCCAGGAAUCCUCGACACCGGCACGCAAUGGCAAGGACGCCAGCCUCGGACGACGACGACGACGGCCCGCCCACCUACACCGUGGCACGCGGGACUCGCCGUGACCCCCGGCUCAAGGACCUCGGCAUCUCCUGCAUGCUCAACACGGAGGUGGCCGCGCUCCUCGCCGUCAUCCGCCGCCGCCCGGACCCCUACUCUUACCUCCCUCCGGCGGUCGCCGCCGCGGAGGAGGCCGUUUUCGCGGGCCUCAUCCAGUCCCUCAAGAGCCUCCGUGCCCUCCUCUUCCAGCCCCGCCAUGGCGCGUGGCGCUGCUCCGACCCGUCCAUGUACCUGUCGCCGUUCCUCGACGUCGUGCAGAGCGAGGAGGUCCCGCCGGCGGCCACCGGCGUCGCCCUGUCAUCCGUGCUCAAGAUCCUGCGGAUCGACGUGUUCGACGAGUGCUCGCCGGGCGCCCGGGACGCGAUACAGGCCAUCUUGACCGCGGUCACCAACUGCCGCAUAGAGCGCAUCGCGGAUUCCGGCGCCGAGGAGGCCGUGCUCCUCCGCGUGCUACAGGUGCUCGCCGCGCUUCUCCGCGCCCGCGCCGCGCCUCUCCUCUCGGACAGCGCCGUGUGCACCGUGGUCAACACGUGCUUCCAGGUGGUGCAGCACGCGGCCAGCAGCCGCGGCAGCGAGCUCCUGCAGCGCACGGCUCGACACUGCAUGCACGAGAUCCUGCAGGCCGUCUUCGCCCGCCUGCCGGACAUCCGAGAGAAGGCCGAAGACGACAUGUCCGUCACCUCCGCGGCAGGCUUCGGCGCGCGGUGCAUGGUUGAUGUCUUCAACUUCCUCUGCUCGCUGCUGCUCAACGCCACCGACAUGGUGAUGACGCCGGAGGGGCACGGCGCGUUCACCUCCGAGGAGGACGUGCAGCUAUUCGCCCUCGUGCUACUCAACUCGGCCGUGGAGCUCGGCGGCGAGGCCAUUGGCAAGCAUCCCAAGCUCUUGCACCUCAUCCAAGACGAUCUUUUCUACCACUUGAUCCACUACGCCACCGAGUGCAGCCCUCUGGUCCUCUCCAUGAUCUGCAGCACGGUUCUCAACCUGUACAACUUCUUGCGCAGGUUCCUGAAGCUCCAGCUGGAAGCAUUCUUCAUGUACGUGAUACUUCGAGUUGGUGGCGGUGCGAACGGGAUGCAGCUGCAGGAGGUAGCGAUCGAGGGGCUCAUUAGCUUCUGCCGGCAGCCAACGUUCGUGAUCGAGAUGUACGUCAACUAUGACUGCGACCCGCUCAUGCGCAACGUCUACGAAGAAGUCGGGAAGCUGCUCUGCAAGGCGGCGUACCCGCUGUCGAACCCGAUGACGACCGUUCAGCUCCAAGCAUUCGAGGGCCUCGUCAACAUGAUCACCACCAUUGCCGACAACGUCGAGGUCGAGAAGGCCCCGGAGCAGGAAGCGUACAACGUGGAGAUCUCCGAGUACCGUCUGUUCUGGGUGGAGCGGUGGGACUCUAGCGAGGACCAUGGCCACGAGACCUGGGUCGACUUCGUCCGCAAGCGCAAGCUCAAGAAGAAGAAGGUGGCCAUCGCCGCAAACCACUACAACCGCGACGAGAAGAAGGGCGUGGAGUUCCUCAAGCUCUGCCACCUGGUGCCCACCCCGCCGGAGCCCAAGAGCAUGGCCUACUUCCUGCGCUACUCGCCGGGACUCGACAAGGUCAAGAUCGGCGAGUUCCUCGGCGACCCCGACGAGUUCAACCUCAAAGUGCUCAAGGAGUUCACCGACACGUUUGAUUUCGCCGGCUCCAUCCUCGACACCGCGCUCCGCACCUUCCUCGAGACGUUCCGGCUGCCGGGAGAGUCGCAGAAGAUACAGCGGGUUCUCGAGCACUUCUCGGAGCGCUUCUACGAGCAGCAGACGCAGGAGGUCUUCGCAACCAAGGACGCGGCCUUCAUCCUCUGCUACUCCGUCAUCAUGCUCAACACCGACCUGCACAACCCUCAGGUGAAGAAGAAGAUGUCAGAGGAUGACUUCAUCAGAAACAACCGCGCCAUCAACUCCGGCAAGGACCUCCCCAGGGAGUACCUGUCCGAGCUCUUCCACUCCAUAGCGGUGAACGCCAUCACCAUGUUCAGCCAGGGCACCACCAACAUCGAGAUGACCACCAGCCGUUGGGCGGAGAUCGUCAAGCGAUCGCGCUCCAUCGAGCCGUUCACGCCCUGCGACUUCAAGCACAAGCUCAGUCGUGAGGUGUUCAUUGCUGUGUCCGGGCCGGCCGUCGCGACGUUGGCUGCCAUAUUCGACUACACGGACGACGAGGAAAUCCUGAACCAGUGCGUGGAGGGCUUGAUCUCUGUGGCACGCAUUGCGCGCUACGGGCUGGAGGACGUCCUUGACGAGCUCCUCUGCUGCCUCUGCAAGUUCACCACCCUGCUGAACCCCUACGCCACCACGGAGGAGACCAUCUUCACUUUCAGCAAUGAGCUCAAGCCGAGGAUGUCAACACUGGCUCUCUUCACCAUCGCCAACCGGUUCGGAGAGUCAGUGCGAGGCGCCUGGAAGAACAUCAUCGACUGCCUGCUCAAGCUCAAGCGGCUCAAGCUGCUGCCCCAGUCGGUGAUCGAACAGGACGGCACCGUGUCCAGUCGUUUAGGCCAUCGCGGCAAGUCGGAUUCAGGCGUCAUCUUCCCCUCGUCGGAACGGGGCGCCGGGACAAGCCGGCACGUGUCCGGCAUGAUCGGCCGGUUCUCACAGUUCAUGUCUCUUGACGGCGGCGGCGAGUCGCUGCUGACCGUGGGCAGCGAGUUCGAGAACAACCUCAAGAUCAUCCAGCAAUGCCAGAUCGGCAGCAUGUUCACGGAGAGCGGGAAGCUGCCUGACGAGUCGCUGCAGAACCUUGGGCGGGCGCUCAUCUUCGCGGCUGGCGGCAAGGGCCAGAAAUUCAGCACCCCGAUCGAGGAAGAGGAGACGGUGGCCUUCUGCUGGGACCUCAUAUUGCUCGUGUCCCUGGCCAACCUCGAGCGGUUCGCGUCCUUCUGGCAGCACAUGCACGACUGCUUCACGGCCGUGUCCCAGCUGCCGCUCUUCUCGGCGUGCCCUUUCGCCGAGAAGGCCAUCGUGGUGCUCUUCAAGGUGGCGGUGAAGCUGCUCCCUGGACAGCCCAGCCCCGACCGCGUGGCCGAGGAGCUCAUUUGCAAGUCCAUCAACCUGAUGUGGAAGCUUGACAAGGAGAUCCUCGACACAUGCUGCGAGGGCAUCUCGGAGUGCAUCGUGAAGCUGAUCAUGGAGCACGCCGGGAGCGUGCAGACGCCCAUCGGGUGGAAGACGCUGCUGCAUCUGCUGUCGGUCACGGGGCGGCACCCGGAGACCUUCGACCAGUCCGUUGCUGCCAUGAUCAAGCUGAUGAGCGACGGGGCGCACAUCUCGCGCUUCAACUACGCCGCUUGCAUCGAGGCUGCGUUUGGGUUCGCGGCGCUCAAGAUCAGCCCCCUCGAGAUUAGCACCAGGAUCCUGGCGCUGAUGGCCGACUCCGUGAAGUGUAUCGUGCAGUGGCACAAGUCGGGCUACUCUGAUCCGGGGAGCGGCAACAGCUCGUCGUCGGUGGAGGAGGCGUCGCGCAUGGGCAACCUGGCGACCAACAUGUUCAUCAAGCUGGCCGAGACGCUACGCAAGACGAGCCUGGUGCGGCGGGAGGAGAUCCGCAACCAGGCCGUGGCGGACCUGGGCCGGAGCUUCUCGCUGGCCGCCGCGGGGGACCUGGACUUGGGCCCUGCGGGCUGCCUGGCCUGCUUCAACCUCGUCAUAUUCGCCAUGGUGGACGACCUGCACGAGAAGACGCUCGAGUACUCCCGGCGGGAGGGCGCGGAGCGCGAGACGCGCAGCAUGGAGGGCACGCUCGCCGCCGCCACCGAGCUGCUGGCCGACGUCUUCGUGCUUUUCCUGGGGACGCUGGCGCAGGGGCCGGGCUUCCGGACCUUCUGGCUCGGCGUGCUGCGUCGGAUGGACACCUGCAUCAAGUCCGACCUGGCGGCCGGCGGCGGCGCCGGCGUGAUGCAGGAGCUGGUGCCGCGGAUGCUCAAGAGGAUGAUCCUCGAGAUGAAGAACAAGGAGGUGCUGGUGCAGAGAGAAGGAGAUGAGCUCUGGGAGAUCACCCACAUCCAGAUCCAGUGGAUUGCACCUGCCGUCAACGAAGAGCUGUUCCCCGAGUAGUUAAUUAACUACUGCUACUAGUUCACCUCAGACUAAGCAAUGUUUGAAACAACCAAGGAAAGGAAAUUAGAUUCAUACUGUACUUUGUAGGGCUGCAUUUACCUGCAUAGCUUGUCGUAUGUAGUAGUUUCCAGGCUGAUGGCUUAUCUGCAUCUCCCAUUUCUUGGUGCCAACUUACCAUGCCACAAGCUUGAACAAUGAUCGUUUGGGGAUAACUAGUUGACAAUUAACUGCAUCUGCACGGUUAAUUACUCCA